ACAGUUGUCCCGUUAUUUGCUGGCCAUCCAGAGUGUGCGAGAGCGCAGAUGCGCCAGUCGCUGGUACAACCCGGGGUCACGUGACUUCCUGCGGCGAGUGACUGCUGCUGCUGCUGCUGCUGCAGUUUCUUGUCGCGAGCGCUCGGUGCACGGUGUGGAAACUCCGAACCACAGCGGCAUGAAGCUGCGCGCAGACACCGCACGAGAAUCGCUGCGCCACCCGUGAACGGUAACCCGGCUCGGUAGAGCAGCGGAUUAACAGCGGGAAGGAUUUAGUUCCAGCGCGUUCCUGAGGAAGAAGUUUGCUCACUGUGUCGGUGGAGGUGAACGGGACACCAGUCGCGAGCAUGGCGGAGAGAAGUGGCCGGUUAAGCUUCCCCGGGAGCGGGGCGCUAAACAGACCGGUGCCUAUGAACCUGUUCGCCACCUGGGAGAUAGACGGAUCCUCUCCUAACUGCAUCCCCAGGUUGUGUAGUCUGACUUUGAAGAAGCUAGUGGUGAUGAAGGAACUUGACAAGGAGCUGAUUUCUGUCGUCAUCGCGGUCAAGAUUCAGGGCUCCAAGCGAAUCCUGCGCUCUCACGAGAUAGUGCUGCCCCCUGCUGGUGGGGUGGAAACUGAUCUCGCUCUCACUUUCUCACUACAGUACCCUCAUUUUCUGAAACGCGAGGGAAAUAAAUUGCAAAUCCUGCUUCAGCGGAGGAAGAGGUACAAAAACCGGACAAUUUUGGGUUACAAGACGUUGGCUGCUGGUUCUAUAGACAUGGCAGAGGUGAUGCAGCAUCCUGCUGAAGGUGGGCAGGUCUUGGCUCUUUGCAGUAAUCAGAAGGAGUUACUGGGUAAAGUUGCUGAGAUUUGGAUCUAUUCCCUGUCCAGUCAGCCCAUAGACCACGAGGAGGCAGCCAUUCUGGGGCAGAAAAUCAAAUGUUCUGAUAAUUACUCAGAAGAAGAGUAUGAAAGCUUCUCAUCGGAGCAGGAGGCCAGUGAUGACGCAGCUCAAGGACAGGAUCUUGAGGAUGACGAGUACGAGAUGAGGAAACCAAAAAAGCAGAGGAGGUCAAUAGUCCGGACGGCAUCGAUCACCAGGCAGCAGAACUUUAAGCAGCGUGUGGUGGCAUUGCUCAAACGGUUCAGAGUUUCUGAUGAGGUGUUAGACUCGGAGCAGGACCCAGCCGAGCCGCCUCCAGAAGUAGAAGAAGACCUGGAUCUGGAGAGUUUAGACUUUGAGAAUCCGAGCGACAGUGGACCGGAUCUGGAUGAUGAUGAAAGUGUUCUCAGCACCCCAAAGCCCAAACUCAAGCCAUAUUUCGAAGGAAUUUCUCUAUCCAGCUCUCAGACAGAAAUUGGCAGCAUUCACAGCGUUAGGAGUCACCGAGAGCCGCCCAGUCCAAUGGAUCCUGAUAAAAUAAGGGCUGUAGGUGGAAAGUUUCAGAUGGAUAAUGAAUCUGAUAAUGUUUCAAUGGGUCAUCCUGAGGUUGUGACCCCGACCACAGAACUGGAGAUGAUGGACAACAUGGACACUUUCAUGGAGAGGUUGCCUCCUACUGGCCGGAUGACCAAAACUGAGUCACUUAUCAUUCCAUCCAACCGGGUGGAGCCAAAGUUGGCAGGGCGACGGGGACGAAGCACAUCACUUAAAGAGAGACAGACCAGUCGACCGCCCAACGAGAGAGCCAAUAGUCUGGACAACGAGCGCUCGUUUGACACACGCUGCCACCUACAGAUUCCACGCAAAACGGUUUAUGACCAGCUGAACCACAUCCUGGUGUCAGACAGCCAUCUCCCCGACAGCAUCAUCCUCAUUAACACCUCAGACUGGCAGGGCCAGUAUGUAUCUGAGGUGUUACAGAAUCACGGUCUUCCUGUUGUGUGUACAUGCACCACGGCUGACAUACAGGCUGCGUUCAGCACCAUCAUCUCUCGCAUACAGAGAUUUUGUAACAGUAACUCAGUCACACCGUCUCCUGUGCGGAUCGGAGUAGCAGGAGCUCAGCAUUACCUGUCUGUCGUUUUGCGUUUGUUUGUGGAUCACCUGACACAUAAAACCCCCGACUGGCUCGGAUACCUGCGAUUCCUUAUCAUCCCUCUUGGGGUUCAUCCAGUGGCUAAAUAUCUGGCCAGUAUAGACUACAGAUAUAACAGCCUGUUCCAAGACUCAGCGUGGAGAGAUCUUUUCCACAAACCAGAAGCACCAACAUCAGCAGUUCAGGACAGUCCAGAUGUGGUUUCCAGGGUAACACAGUACAUGUUGGGAGCAAACGGAGCUCAUCAGCUGCCCAUAGCAGAGGCCAUGCUUACCUAUAAGCAGAAAAGGAAAAAGAGCUUUCAUUUUGAUUUUGCUGUAAGUCCUGAUGAAGACUCCUGUCAGAAAUUCAUUCCUUUUAUUGGGGUGGUGAAAGUGGGGAUUGUUGAACAAACUUCUGCCACUUCUGGUGAUUCAGAUGACGCAGCUCCUGUGGGAUCUUCUCUUCUCUCGUCUACUCCUCCUGCACAGAUCUCACCAUUACUGAAAGAAGUAUCUCCAACGCCUCCGUCUUCUCCUUCUGUGCACAUGUCCAGUUCUCCUGGAGGAGGUCAGGGGGAGCUGAUGGGUCUUCAGGUUGAUUACUGGAUUGCUCCAUCAGAGAGGAAGAAAGAAGUAGAGAAGAGAGACUCCUCUACCAAAAACACGCUCAAGUGCACCUUCCGCUCGCUGCAGGUUAGCCGCCUCCCACUGGGCGGAGCAGAGAUGACACAUCAGCCGACCAUGUCCAUGACUGUUGUCACCAAAGAGAAGAAUAAGAAGGUGAUGUUUCUGCCUAAAAAGACCAAGGAUAAGGAGGCGGAGUCUAAGAGUCAGGUGAUAGAGGGCAUAAGUCGACUCAUCUGCACAGCCAAACACCAGCAGACCAUGCUGAAAGGUGAUCGGCCAAUCAGAAUUCAUCAAAUGUUGAUAGAUGGUGUAGAAUGGAACGAUGUGAAGUUUUUCCAGCUUGCGGCUCAGUGGUCAUCUCACGUCAAACACUUCCCGCUUGCCAUCUUCGGACCCUCCAAAGGGCCUUACUGAACUACAGCCUCACAUCUUCACUCCUCUACGCUACGGCUGCCUUUACACUCAGUGCUGCCUGAUGUUUUUAUUUAAAAUAUCUGCUUUCUCACGGUUUGUGUCUGUGUUUUUUGAUUUCGUUGACAUUUGAUUGUUCUUUUAUGAAAGACUUGAUGCGGUCUUGGCAACAGGGCAUAUUUUUUUGGACUACGUAUGUUAAAACCCUCCAGUGUUUAUAGUGAAAUGACUAAUGAACUGAAUCUUUAAAACUGAUCUAACUCCGUAACUAGUGAGUUUUCGGGUGGUUUUGUGUCAUUCUGCAAAGCUGUAUCCACACACUUCAGCAGCCAGCAAACUUGUGGGAGAACAAACCAGCAAAAAGGGGAGAAAGGAACUGUGCUUUUGUUAUAUUAAAAGGACACAAUCUGGAUUGGAUUUUGCUUCGGAUGGAUUUUCCAGAUGGCUUGGCUUUAUUCUGAAGACAGCUAAAGCGUUUUCUCCAUCUCUCUCGCUCUGUAACCUCAGCGACGUCAGAGACUCUCUCGAAGGUUAAUUGUGUGUUUGUGUUGCAGUCACCACCUCGUCAUAUGUGGUUUACUUUGUAGGUUAGUGUGUGUGUGUGUGUGUGUGUGAGAAUGUAUUCACUGAAGGUACUGAACUCUAAAGCACUUUUAAAACAUUACUAGAUUGGGUUUUUGUUAUAUAAUGCUUCCUGUGGUGCACAGCGCUGUUCACUCCAGCUAAAAACUGCAGCAAAGCUUUGUGGGAACUUUGGAGACAGAAACUGGACUGAGUGUCUGUGUCUACAUUAGACAGACCAGUGUAAAACCUGUGUGCUGCACUCUUUCAAAUCUUUUUUUUCAAUGUAAAUGUUUCCUAGAAUGAAAUGUACGUUGUUUUGUUUGUUGGCUUGUUUGAGGAUGUUUUCUUGUGAGAUGUCCAGUUUCCCCCAGAUGCUGAUUUAGAAUAAUGUGCCUAAAACAUGGAGAAUUUUUAGAGCAGCGAUGUCCAGGUCAUACUUAACCCCAAAAUCAAAAGAAAAGAACUUAAUAUUUUGUUAUAAGGGAAAUGCAGCAUAUUUUUAGGACAUAUUAUUUCAUUUUUAAAUAACAAAAACGUUUUUUUAUAUAUAUUUUUGUUUUUGCAUUGUGAUGACAUUUUAAUAAUUAAAAAUAUUUACACAGCAUGGAUGGUAAUAUUUGUUGUACUACCUUUUGUUUGUUUAAAAAAAAAAAAAAAAAAAAAAAACGUAAUAAAAAAAUUGUUAUUUUAUUAUUCCCACUACUGUAGGUUAUGCAUUAGGUAUCAUGAAAUAAAACGAACAAUAUAUUUAAAUGUUUAUUAGUCUUGGUUAAUUUUCAUAUAUAUAUAUAUAUAUAUAUGUAUAUAUAUAUGUAUAUGUUUUUUUUUUUUCCAAGUUGUAUAAUUUACUAAAUGUAUACUAAUACUAUACUAUUAUAAUUAUACUAAAUUUUAUAAUUUACUAUUUAUAAAUUAGUUGAUGUAUUAUGAAUUACCAGUGAAUAACAAUAUGAUCAUACAGUAUAUUAACAUUAACCUAGAUUAAUAAACAAAAAAAAAUAUUGUUCAUUGCUAGUUCAUGAGACCAAAUGCAUUAACUAACAUUAACAAAUUGAACCUUAUUGGAAAGUGCUGGGAAAAAUCUAAUGAGAAUGCCGUUUGAGAAUAUUGAGCAGCAAACUUAGAAGCAAAACAUCCAUACAUUUUAGUAAUGAGACUCUUAUUUGUCACAAUUCAGAAAAACAUGAAAAAAAUGUUUCUUCUGAUUUUGGGGUGAAAUAUGACCUGUAGAUGUUUCGUGAACACUAAACAAACAAACUACAUACAAAUGUCACUAUAUUUUAUCCUCACUAAAUGUAGCAUAGGAAAGCCUGUGUGCAUACAGUAUACCUGCCUGUAGGUGUAGAUGCUAAUGACUCAGUGUUAUAAAGGUAUUAGACAUGCCUUUUUCAUAAGGCCUUUAGCAAGGCUCUGAACUAUCUCUUAGUCUCUGCUUUGCGAGACGGUGAGAUUGUUUAAUCCUCAUUACUCAUAUAGAGUAGUUUUAAAUCAAAUUAUAUUGUGCCUCACUUGCUCCAUAGAAAGCCAAAAUAUGUCAAAACAAACAAAUCCAUCCCAUAAUUCAACUCACAGACUCGCACUAGUCACGAUUAAUGCAAGCAAGUGGCAAACAUGUGCAACGAUGUCAGUGUUGUUCUUUUUCUGGUGAGCAGAGGUUUUGGUGCAAUUUAAUGGAAAUAUUUCAUGCUUGUCCAGACUGUAAAAGGUUCAUAAUUGAUCAUACACAGUAUGUAAGGAGCUGUGCUGAUGAUGUCAGUUUAUAGUUAAAGCUGUGCUAAAGAACUGUCUGUUUGCUGUUUAAAUGUAUACCUUCCACUAGUGUUAGUUUAGUUUUAUUUUGUCUUUUAUUAAAAAAUAUCAUUUAAAAAACUUUUAGCUUUUUAAUUUAAAAGUUCUGCUCCAGUUAUGGGGGAUUACUCAGAAAAAUGUGUAUUUGUAAGAAAAACUGUUGAAAAAAUACUACCACUGUAAUUCCUUACUGGAAUUUAAUAAAACUACACACACUAAGA
This is a messenger RNA of Onychostoma macrolepis, 5614 nucleotides long. RefSeq names its product phosphofurin acidic cluster sorting protein 2 (gene pacs2). Gene Ontology annotation, molecular function: transmembrane transporter binding. Gene Ontology annotation, biological process: protein localization to plasma membrane. The transcript has 25 exons. The record is from RefSeq and is a predicted model, not a curated record. The coding region runs from base 348 to 3044 and encodes 898 amino acids. Lineage: Eukaryota; Metazoa; Chordata; Actinopteri; Cypriniformes; Cyprinidae.